Messenger RNA from Panicum hallii, 1315 nucleotides. Its product is annotated as serine/arginine repetitive matrix protein 1. The record is from RefSeq and is a predicted model, not a curated record. The transcript has a single exon. Lineage: Eukaryota; Viridiplantae; Streptophyta; Magnoliopsida; Poales; Poaceae. The coding region runs from base 268 to 1107 and encodes 279 amino acids.
UUCCCACUGUUUCAAGCCAGCAGCAAGCAAAAAUACCAUACCGGCGUCAGGCUCGCUGGCCACUCGCUCCGCCCUCCCGCUGAGCCCCUCAACCCCUCUGAACCUACUUGACCACCAGUCCCCCACGCCACGCUCCCAUCCCCAUCGCCUCCUCCAGUCCUCCGCCCAAAUCGAAGCACCUCGAGCAGGACCCCCACGACCCGUCCUCCACGGUCCACGCCCAGCCACCUUGAGGGGCCGCCUAGUGCGCCGGCGGCAGCACAAGACAUGGGCUGCUGCUUCAGCAAGAAGCGCAAGAACCGCACGGCGCCCGGGGCGCGCCGGUGCGAGCCCGAGGACCGCGACCCGCCGUCCCCGGAGGAGGAGACGGUCAAGGAGGUGCUCUCGGAGACGCCGAGCGCCAAGCUGAGGCCCGAGGCCAAGCCCGUCGCCAACGCCAAUGCCGUCCACGACGCGGAGGAGCGAGGAGCGGAGAAGGUGAAGAAGCAGGAGGACAGCGCCGACGCCGCGGUGAGCGACCUCGGCAGCUGCGUGUCGCUCUCGCUCGCCACCGACGAGCGGUCCGAGGCGGCGUCGGAGUCGUCGGCCGCGACCAGCUCGGUGGCCGGGCCGGAGCGGUCGCCGGGGAGGAAGCCGUCGGCCAGGAGGCGCCCGGUCUCCGCCGAUCUGGGGCCCGCGCGUCGCGACCGCGCCGCCGCGGCCUCCUACGGCAUCCGCUCACGCAGCGCGCGGGGCUCGCCGUCCCCGCCGCCGCCGCGGCACGUUCCCCGGGACCGCUCCGUGCGGCGAUCGCCGUCGCCGGCGGCGAAGCGGCCGUCAUCGGAGCACCGUCGCGCCGCCAGCCCAGCCGCGCCCGCGCAGCGGAAGCCGCCUGUCCCGGCAAGGCCGUUCGGUCGCGUGUCCCCGCGGCGCGCGCAGGAGCCGCCGCCUCCUCCCGCCUCCCCGCCGCCGCCGUCGCAGACCGAAGACGACGACGUCACCGCGGCAAGCGAGCACAGCGUCCCGGACGCCAGCGCUGGCGGCGAGGGCCAACGCGGCCGUGACGGCGACGGGAAAGAGUCGUUGGAGAACCCGCUCGUGUCAUUGGAAUGUUUCAUCUUUCUCUAGCGCCGUGCUGCUGAUGUGAUCUCGCGCUAUUUCCCUUUGAAAGCCUUGGGCUAAUCCAAGUUCUAGGCGUUAAGCUCAGUGAAGUGGUUAGUUGUAGGCCAUGGUGGUUCAGACGUUCUUCUGCCGCUGCCCACCAUCUAUUAGCUUUGUCAGUGGAAAUGCUCGUCGCUUUUGACUGUUUCAGAGCCGUGUGACGAUUGGAAUUGGU